GACGGCUGUUGAAACGAUCAAUGAUCUUCCACAUGUGCAGCCCUCAGAUCCCCGGUCCCGUCGGGAAGUCUAUGUUACCGCUCCUGCAGAGAAGUACGUAUAGCCACCUGGCCAAGGUUGCACAACCUUCACAUAUGAAUUGUCUCCGCCGUAGUACAUAUGUGUAGAUAUUAAGCAAACUCAUCCCCUCUUCCCCUCCCCAAGGGCUACAUGCUCCAUAUGGCUUCUCGCAAUCGACUAUUUCAAGCUUUCAGUAACCUCAACUUGAAAGCUAAACGUCUCACAAAUCUCGGUUCUCGUUCCUCUGCCAGUCCUACCAGAUCUACCUCUGCUACCACUUCACCCGUCACCACCGCACCAGCCAAACAACACUCCACCAUGGCCCCCUCUAACAAAGCUGCUAAGCUCUCUGAGCCCAGAGCUCACCCCAUGGUUGUUGAAUCUACACCUUACCCAACCGUCGCUGCUGGCGAGAUCAUCGUCAAGGUCGCCGCUACCGCCGUCAACCCCAUGGACUGGUACAUCCAGUUGUUGGGCGAGAAGCUCUUCUCCUGGCUCCAAUACCCCUAUGUUGGAGGCAGCGACGUUGCGGGAGAUGUCGUCGAGGUUGGCCCGAACGUAACCAAGGUCAAGGUCGGUGACCGUGUGCUUGGUCUCGCAGCCGGUUUCGCCCCCAAGAACGGCGGUUUCCAAGAAUACGUUGUCCUAGAGGCUGCCGUUGUCGCCCCUAUCCCCGCUCACCUACCUUACGCUGACGCCGCCGUGCUGCCACUUGGUCUGUCCACGGCUGCUUGCGGUCUCUACCAGAAGGACUUCCUCGGUCUCGACUUCCCCACUCUAAACCCCAAGCCUAACGGCAAGGUUGUCCUGAUCUGGGCCGGUGCCUCCAGCGUCGGCACCAACGCCAUCCAGCUUGCCGUCGCGUCCGGCUACGAGGUCAUCACGACCUCGUCGCCCCCGAACUUCGGCCACUGCAAGUCGCUGGGUGCCUCCCACGUCUUCGACUACAAGAGCUCCACCGUCGUCCAGGACGUGUUGGACGUCAUCAAGGGUAAGGAGUGCGUUGGUGGCUAUGCUAUUCAGCCCGGCUCGGACAAGCCCGUGUUCGAGAUCAUCUCCAAGGCCGAGGGCCGCAAGUUCGUGGCGUGCGCCAUGCAGGUCCAGGACCCGCCCGCGGGCAUCGAGGCCAAGAUGGUCUUCGGCAGCACCCUCAAGGAGAACGAGGUCGGGCCCGCCAUCUACGACCACUUCCUCCCCGCCGCGUUGGCGCAGAAGAAGUACCAGUGCGUGCCCAAGCCGGUGAUCGUCGGCCACGGCCUCGAGCACAUCCAGACUGCGGUUGACAAAGGAAAGUCCGGCGGUGCGUCGUGCCAGAAGUUGGUUGUUACGCUAUGAAGGGAAGGAAAGAUACCUGAAUGGAAAUUGUGACGAGUUAGCCACCAAAAGGGGUGUCGUGGGUAGAUAGUCUUGAGCACCGAUAAUAUCGGUAUCCUAACAUAGUUAACACGAUCAUUUACCUAACAACUUGCACUCUAAUUCCCAUGAUUAUACUGUGAUAUCCUGUGUACAGAGUGUUUAGAUACCUAAU
Molecule: messenger RNA, 1588 nt
Organism: Hypoxylon fragiforme
Lineage: Eukaryota; Fungi; Ascomycota; Sordariomycetes; Xylariales; Hypoxylaceae
Product: GroES-like protein
Exons: 1
Coding region: 211-1395 (394 amino acids)
Molecular function (GO): oxidoreductase activity, acting on NAD(P)H
Source: RefSeq, a predicted model, not a curated record